This is a messenger RNA of Rhipicephalus sanguineus (brown dog tick), 3469 nucleotides long. Its product is annotated as synaptic vesicle glycoprotein 2C. Gene Ontology annotation, molecular function: transmembrane transporter activity. The transcript has 14 exons. The record is from RefSeq and is a predicted model, not a curated record. The coding region runs from base 427 to 2322 and encodes 631 amino acids. NCBI's taxonomy places the organism in Eukaryota, Metazoa, Arthropoda, Arachnida, Ixodida, Ixodidae. Gene Ontology annotation, cellular component: membrane. Gene Ontology annotation, biological process: transmembrane transport.
ACUUCGACGACAGCGCCGCGAGCGGCGGCCACGAGAGCCCAGAUAGCGCCGGCGCCGGCAGCGUUUCAGUCGUUCGCUCGCAAUAUGGCGGAGUGGGUUCAGCGCACGUCCCGUUCGACCCGUCUCCUCCGGGGAUGAGCAGGCCAUGAGCUGAAUGCAGCAUCAAACCAAGAAUCCCUGCUGCCUGCGGUUUCUGUACAAUCUACGACCGGAGCAACACGCUGAUUCCAACAUUUCGUGAUCAACCAAUAGUUCGAUGAGAGACCCCUCCUUCGGAAGCACCCUGCAGCCGUCGGCCAACGAGAAGAGGCUUCCCCGGAGGAUCUCGUGAAGGGACAGCGAGCGGGCGUGCCGCUUGGCCCCUGUCGAAGGGGGCCGUAGCGGCGUCCCUGCGGGGCUCAAACCGUCGCCCUGGUUGCGGCCGCCAUGAAGAGGGACGAGGACUCCGAGUCCGCGUCCCUGGUCGGCCGCGAGAACCCCGGAUCGUACACCGAGGAUGCCAGGCCCUCACCGGCCAUCCGGGAGACAGACUACGUCGACACCGACGUGCCACUCCUGUCGCAGUUCCACGAGGAUGCCAUUGCUCAGGCUGGAGAAGGCCUGUUCCAGUGGCUGGUAUUCCUGGUCUGCGGACUGGCGCUGGCCGCGGACUCGAUCGAGAUCAUGGUCAUCGCCUACGUGCUCCCGUCGGCCGAACGCGAGCUCUGUAUGGACGACACACGCAAAGGAUGGCUCGGAGGCGUGUCUUUUAUCGGCAUGAUGAUCGGCGGCCUGCUGUGGGGCAACCUGGCCGACAAGAUGGGUCGUCGGCGCACCUUGCUAUCGGCGCUGCUCACCAACGCGUUGUUCUCGGUCAUCACCACCUUUAUGCCCACGUACGGACUGUUCACCGUCACCAGGCUCUGCUCGGGCAUCGGUGUGGGCGGUUCCAUUCCCAUCGUAUUCACGUACUACGCCGAGUUCUUGCUGAAGAAACAUCGUGGCCGCAACCUCUGCUGGUUACUGCUCUUCUGGGCCAUCGGCGGCGUCUUCACGUCCGUCAUGGCCUGGGGACUCAUACCCAGAACAGGGGCCACCCUUCUCGGGCUGGGCAGGCUUCACUUCAGCAGCUGGCGGGUCUUUCUGCUGGUCUGCUCGUUCCCGGCCGUCGUCUCUGUGCUGGGUCUCGCCUUCCUUCCCGAGAGCCCCCGCUUCCUCCUCGAGAUGGGCCGUGACGUGGAGGCCAUGUGCGUUUACCAGCAAAUAUUUAAAAUGAACCACAGCAACAAACCCGGAGUGGAAUAUCAGCUCUCCGAACUGGAGUUGCCAGGGCGCAGAGCAUUCCACGGAAUUCCUCCCGCUGUCAACAGAACCAUGCUGUCCGACCUGUGUUUCUCUUUGGAAAGCUUCUGGGGCUCGUUCUUCCAGAUGAUCUGCUCUCCAUUCACCAAGGUUACUCUGGUUCUUCUCCUUAUCUGGCUCACAACGUCAUUCGGGUUCUACGGCGCGGGCAUCUGGUUUCCGGAGUACCUGCGCAAGAUCCAGGCGGACAGCUACAGCGCCGAUGCGACCAUCGAGGCGAACCACUUCAUCCGCGACUACGUCUUCAACUACUCACUCGACAACACAAACUUCGAAGGAUGCGUCUUUCACAAUGUCCGCUUCACGGGCGUCGUGCUCAACCACGUGCUCUUCACCAACUGCUCCUUCAUAAACAGCACGUUUAGCGACGUUCGUUCGAGCCGCAGCUUCUUCGAGCACUGUGACUUCCGGCGCGUGCGCUUCGUGGACACGGACUUCUACGACUUUCGGUUCCGCGACUGCGCCUUCCACAACAGCACCACUUUCCUGAACCGGCGCACUGGCUGCCCCAUCGACUUCGACGUAAACUUCCGCCUGUCGGACGUGUUCAUCGAGAACCUGUUCGCGCAGCUGGCCAUCAUUCCGGGAAACAUCAUCUCCUCCUGCAUCAUCGACAGGAUUGGUCGCGUACGCACCUUAGGAAUCUCUCUGUUUCUCUCAAGUGCGAGCAUCCUGCUCGUGUGGCUGUCAGUGGCACGGUCCUCUGUGAUCACAUUCCAAGCCAUCUUCAACUUCGUCUCCAUUUCAGCGUGGAACGCCGUAGACGUCGCAACCACAGAGUCCUAUCCAGCGACACUCAGAAGCACGGCGUACGGCUUCCUGAGCGCGGCCAGCCGAUUGGCGGCUCUCUUGGGCAGCCUGACCUUCGGCCACUUCAUCAGCAUGAGCCGCUCAGUGCCCAUCGUGACGACCGCCGCCGUACUGCUGGUCGGUUGCCUGGCAUCGUUGCGCUUGCCCGAGACCAGGGACGUGCUCAUGUGAGCGCCCUGUCGCACCUUCCAAGACCGUGCCGGGACUCCACCCACGAUGAUGAGAAGUCAAAGUAUGCGCCCGCAGCGCCUUCCAAUAGGCCCUGCAACCGCCAAGCCACGUCCACCGAAGACCGUGCAAGCGACGCAUGAACCUGGCUUAUGAUCUGUCCAGGAGGGACGCUUGUGUUGUCUAGUCGACAAACCUGAAGAGAACGCGACUCUAGCCAUAUACGCGACGACAGUACCGCCACCGUGAUACAGCGUCUCAGAAAAAGCGCAUUCGGUUCGCUUUCUUUGGUACAAUUAUUUAUCGAUUUCUCUAAUCCUCAUUUGCACGUACCUAGCUUGCCCAUACUGCGUCGCUAUACGGUUUUUUGUCGGACUACAGACCCUCGAGCUUGACGUCGAGAGUGGGAUACCAAAUGAACAUUCCCUUUCCACACGGAUCCGUCUGGCACCGAGACCGGAAGCAUGGCACCAAUGACUGCGUGAUGAAGCUCUCUGGCGUGUACGCCUUGACGCCGCGUGGUUGUAGAGACCAUGUAGUGAUCGGCUCUGUCUUGUGAAGAAGCGCGGUUUAAUUAGAGCGAUUCAAUCUGUGAUCCUCGGGCCGUCGUGCAGACCUUUCGCCGAGGCGAUAGGUUUUCUCGAGCGUAGAUUGUAAGAUGCAAUGCUAAUCAGUCGGUUGCGUUCCUCCGCUGCUGUAACAGGAUCAGAAGCCGCGCUUUUCGUCACUUGGCGUACUGUAGUGGUGACGGCGCAGCCAAAUGCGGCUUACGCCGUUGUCUUACCACUUGCAGAUUUGUCCUCUGUAAUCUACUACAUUCGCUAUCUCCUUCCUGAUUUGAUGCUAAACGCAGACCGUCGUCAUUCCGCGAUCGCAGGAUGCUUUGUGAUGCACCCGUCUUGUGCUCCUGCGCGGUAUUUCAUACAGUACACGGCCCCGUAUGGCAGGCAUAGUACUUAAUUAUAUUAGGGUCAGUUCGGAAACGCGCUUACAGAAUUCCGCAGCGCUCGCACAGUGCUUUCGAAAAAGCGGACUAUCGGAUUUGCGCGCAAAAUAGCCUUUCUUCUUACUCUUUCAUCGUCAGGGCCGAGCAUUACCGUUGGGUGACUUGCGUCAUCCCCUGGACAAGGGCGUCCGCAGAACUUUUUCC